Molecule: messenger RNA, 1239 nt
Organism: Hirundo rustica (Barn swallow)
Lineage: Eukaryota; Metazoa; Chordata; Aves; Passeriformes; Hirundinidae
Gene: NPSR1
Product: neuropeptide S receptor 1
Exons: 9
Coding region: 93-1214 (373 amino acids)
Biological process (GO): positive regulation of release of sequestered calcium ion into cytosol; neuropeptide signaling pathway
Cellular component (GO): membrane; cytoplasm
Molecular function (GO): vasopressin receptor activity; neuropeptide receptor activity
Source: RefSeq, a predicted model, not a curated record
AGCUGGUUUUGUGCUGCGCUUUUACGGGAGAAGCCUGGCUGCAUUAACUCUUAGUAAAACAAGCGCCUAGACAACUUAAGCAAAAUCCAGUGAUGGAAGUCAACUCCACAGAAGCCAGCAGCAGCUCCCAGGGAAGUACCGGCUGUCUGGAUCUGACCCUUGUCACCCACACAGAAACAGUGACUUUCACAGAAGUGGAGGCAGAAGAGGAGUGGGGAUCCUUUUAUUCUUCCUUUAAGACAGAGCAGCUGGUGACUCUUUGGAUUCUCUUUAUUGUCACGAUUGCUGGAAAUGCCAUUGUGCUCUUCUCUACCUGGAGGAGGAAGCGGAAAUCUCGAAUGACCUACUUUGUUACUCAGCUGGCAAUCACAGAUUCAUUCACAGGACUCAUCAACAUAAUGACUGACAUCAUUUGGCGCUACACUGGAGAUUUUAUGGCCCCUGAUAUCGUUUGCAGGGUUGUUCGCUACUUCCAGGUGGUGCUUCUCUAUGCCUCAACUUACGUCCUUGUGUCACUAAGCAUAGACCGGUAUCAUGCCAUAGUUUACCCCAUGAAGUUCUUGCAAGGAGAAAGGCAGGCGAAAGUACUUAUUGGAGUGGCCUGGAGCCUCUCUUUCCUGUUUUCCAUACCAACUCUGAUUAUUUUUGGGAAACGACAGCUCUCCAAUGGGGAAGUGCAGUGCUGGGCUCUCUGGCCUGAUGACUCCUACUGGAUCCCCUACAUGACAGUUGUGGCUUUCCUGGUGUAUUUCAUUCCUCUGAUCAUUAUCAGUGUCAUAUACUCAAUUGUGAUUCGAACCAUCUGGAUGAAGAGCAAAGCUCAAGCUGUCAUCAUAUCCAGCUGUCCUGGUGGCAAAGCCUCCAGUGGCUACACCAGUCGUGGGUUCAUAUCCAGGGCGAAGGUGAAAGCGAUCAAGUACAGCAUUGUGAUUAUCCUUGCAUUUAUUCUCUGUUGGAGCCCUUACUUUCUUUUUGAUAUCCUGGACAACUUCAACAUACUCCCUGAGACCAAAGAGCGCUUCUACGCGUCUGUGAUUAUUCAGAACCUGCCAGCCUUGAACAGCGCUGUCAACCCCCUCAUCUACUGCUUCUUCAGCAACAGCCUCUGCCCCCCUUCUGAGGAAAGAAGAACUCAGAGGCUGGGGGGAACCUUCCGGGAAAGGAGCGAUGGGGGGCAGGAGAUGCAGGUCCUGUCGAAACCAGAGUACAUCUAGCACAGGCAAUGCUCUGCAAAGCCAC